Molecule: messenger RNA, 806 nt
Organism: Phoenix dactylifera (date palm)
Lineage: Eukaryota; Viridiplantae; Streptophyta; Magnoliopsida; Arecales; Arecaceae
Product: small ribosomal subunit protein eS27y
Biological process (GO): translation
Cellular component (GO): ribosome
Molecular function (GO): structural constituent of ribosome
Source: RefSeq, a predicted model, not a curated record
UGCUAAGCGGCCUCGGUCGACCGACGAUCUCUAAAGUGGACGGCUAUGAUCCAUGGAUCAGCUUCUCUUUUGACAACCAAACGAACGGCCAAACACUGACGACUCUAUAUCACCUCCGAAGUUAGGGUUUUGUCCUUCCCCUCUCCCCCCUCGCUUUUCUCUGCCGCUCUUGGUUUCAAGGGAGCUUGCGAGCUUGCCGUCCGAUCCGAUCCAUUUCUACCGUUUCCUCUUACCUUCUACGAGAUGGUUCUUCCGAACGACAUCGAUCUCCUGAAUCCCCCAGCGGAGCUCGAGAAGAGGAGGCACAAGCUCAAGCGCCUUGUCCAAUCCCCAAACUCCUUCUUUAUGGACGUCAAGUGCCAAGGAUGCUUCAACAUAACUACUGUGUUUAGCCACUCGCAGACCGUCGUGGUAUGUGGAAACUGCCAGACUGUGUUAUGCCAGCCGACCGGAGGGCGUGCGAGGCUCACCGAGGGAUGUUCCUUCCGGCGGAAGGGAGACUGAGGACGGUGUGUGCUUCGUCCUCUUUCCUGAUGCUAGCAAUGUGUUUUCUUACGAUGAAACAAUGAGGUCUAUAUAGUUUAAAGUUUAGUUUGUGUUUUUGUUGGGCAACUUAAUUUUGGAAGCUGGACGAGCUAAGUGAUGGAAGAGGUUGUGCUGUUAGGAAUUGUCAAUGAAUUUGGGGGAACUUACAUCAAGAUUUUCUUGCUGUGCUUUGUUGGCCCAUGUUUGAAUUACUUUGAAUAUGAUCGAAGAAGUUUGUUAUAUAUUCUUUUUGAUAUCAAAGAGUAUAGGUGUUGCUUGAA